This is a messenger RNA of Linum trigynum, 1113 nucleotides long. Lineage: Eukaryota; Viridiplantae; Streptophyta; Magnoliopsida; Malpighiales; Linaceae. The record is from the annotation of a GenBank genome assembly.
GAAACAUCUUUGUGGAGCUUCGCCUCACUCGUGCCUGUGUUUUUUCUGAUUUUUUUCAUUUUCCCAUUGUUCAGAAUCCGAGUGUCGGGCGGCCGCGUCACGAUGGGAAUGAUCGUGCCACGAGGAAAAAACAGAGAUCCAACGAAACCGAUGGGGGGCCGGAUCAGCUUUCUAUGCUUUAAAAUUAAAGAGCUUCUGGAUCCAGGCAAUACCUCUUCGUCUAUCUCUCUUCUCCAUCUCUCUCCACAUCUACCUUUGACUACCUCAAAUUACUAGCUUGUUUCUUUCUUCGCAUCUUAUAGGAAUAGUUAUAGGAGGAGGGGGAAAUGAUGGGCGACCAAGGCCAAGGCGGAGGAGGGAGUGGUGUUGGACUUGGAGGGGGAUCAUCGCUGGUGAUGAGGGAUUACAGGAAAGGGAACUGGACGGUGAGCGAGACGAUGGUGCUGAUCGAAGCCAAGCGGAUGGACGAGGAGAGGAGAACCAAGAGAGGCGGCGGGAACAAGCCGGCGGAGCUGGAAAAGAUCGGCCAGAUGGUUCAGAUUGAUCGCAAAGUCGCUUCAGCUAACGUCGUGAAAAACUACUUCAUCGGUAAGACGACGAUAAAAAAAAGCAUAAAAAGCUGAUCCGGCCCCCCAUCGGUUUCGUUGGAUCUCUGUAACGCCGGUACUCUGCAUCCGCAGCCUUCAAAAACAGAGCAAGCAGUAGUAUUCCAACCACCAAAACCGGACUCUGUUUUUUCCUCGUGGCACCGAUUCGGAUCAUUCCCAUUGUGACGCGGCCGCCCGACACUCGGAUUCUGAACAAUGGGAAAAUGAAAGAAAUCAGAAAAAACACAGGCACGAGUGAGGCGAAGCUCCACAAAGAUGUUUCACGUACAGGGCGUAGACUGCGGAGUGCGGAGGUAAGUUUUAUUUUUAUUUUUUAAUAGUUGUAAAAUGAGGUGGAAAUUGUAAAUAUUUAUUUUUUUUAUUUUUUUAAUGGUCACGUCACUCAUUUAACGGUCAACUAUAAUAGUUGACUGCCACAUCAGCAAAAACUAACGGAGACUAACGGAGAGUGACCAAACUUUAACCAUUGAACUAAUCUUAGUGACCAUAAAUGGAAUUAAAUAUU